Messenger RNA from Prorocentrum cordatum, 354 nucleotides. NCBI's taxonomy places the organism in Eukaryota, Dinophyceae, Prorocentrales, Prorocentraceae. The record is from the annotation of a GenBank genome assembly.
GACCAGGCGGGCGUGGAUAUCGACGAAUGGAGGGGCGACUUGGUCUCUAGCAUCGUGGCGGCGGACUUCAUCAAGUACGGGAACAAGCCUCGUCAGUCGAAGCUGAAUGCGGACGAGAUCAAGCGCUGCAGCAGCCUGAUCAAGAAGCUCGUGGACCUUUCGCCGAACCUCAGCAUCCAUGAGAAGAGCACGACGCAGGUGAUGCUCGCCAUAGCCAAGGCCAACCAGUUCGAGUUCAAGAGCAGGCGGGAGAAGGCCGACUGGGCCGAGGAGGACGCGCUGCGCCCCAAUACGAUUGCGCGGCACGUGCAGCAGUACAGGGUGAGGACGGUCAAGGCACCUUCCUGGUUCAAG